GCUUACCGUAGUUCAACACUUCUGAAGACAAGCGCUUCAUCUAAUGACUUUAUAAGUAAUUUGCUGCCGUUUUCUUUCGCAAUGUGACUUCUGCGUUUGCAACUUUUGAAAGGGGGCAAUGAACGACUAUGAGGUUAUCAGACAGAUUGGGCAGGGUGCAUUUGGAAAAGCCUUCCUGGUCAAAGACAAAGGGGGAGGUGGAAACACACAGUGUGUGGUCAAAGAGAUCAGCCUCAGGAAGAUGUCAGCAAAGGAAAAGGAAUCAUCCAAUAAAGAGGUGACGUUGCUGUCAAAGAUGAAACAUCCAAACAUUGUCACCUUCAUCCGGUCCUUUCAAGAGAGAGGCAGCCUUUAUAUAGUGAUGGAGUACUGUGACGGAGGAGAUCUGAUGAAGAAAAUCAACAUACAGAGAGGAGUUCCUUUCACUGAGGAGCAGAUCGUCGACUGGUUUGUUCAGAUCUGUCUGGGCCUCAAACACAUCCAUGACCGGAAGAUUCUCCACAGAGACAUCAAAGCUCAAAAUAUCUUCCUAACCAACGGAGGGAUGAAAGCGAAGCUGGGUGACUUUGGAAUCGCAAGAAUGUUGAAUAAUACCAUGGAGCUGGCCAGGACUUGUGUUGGGACACCGUACUACCUCUCCCCAGAGAUCUGUGAGAAUCGGCCCUAUAACAACAAGACGUAUGUGAUGCAAGAGGAGUUUAGCCACACCGUGUUGCAUAGAAACAAAGCUGUGGGGUCUCAACCAGUUAAAACAAGAGGGGGAGCAGCAAAAACACAAGGUAAGAUUCAGAAGGCUAGAGUAGCCGAGAGGCCGGGGAAUGCCAACAAGCGAGUGCCUGCUAGACCAGAUUGGAAAGUCCCUCUCAAAGCCUACACACCCACCCACCAUAAACCUCCUCAACGUAGAGAAGCACAACUAGCAGCCAAUAGAGAGUUUCCAGGGAUCCAAAGGUUUAAUGGUCAGCAGCCUGUCAGCCAUUACCAGCAUUACCACGCCCAGUUGGAUGCCUUUCAGAGGAGGAACAAAGAGGAUGUUCUUCCUCUUCCUCUUCCUCCUGUGGAAAGACCAAAGGAGCAAUGUGAAGACCAAGCUGCUCCUUGUUCUGUGGAACCAUAUCAGCUUGUGGCUGCCGCUCGAAAUGAAUACCUGCAGAGAAGACAGGAGGCCAACGACUACAAGCUGAGAGCAGAGAAACAGCUGGGUCUGCGUCCAUGUACAGCUGAGCGCAACAGCAAGCCUGGUGGUCAAGAGCAGGAGGUGGGCAAACCUGAACACCAACAUAUGCCUUUGGACAAGAGACAAGGGGGUCAGCAGGAGUACCUGCGUCAGCUCGAUCUCAUUAGACAGCAAUAUCACCUGGAGAUGAAACAGAUGAGGAUGAGAGCUGAAGCAGAGGCCAGGCCACAACACAAACUCGAGACCUUUGUGUUGGAGCAAUCCAAGGACACAGAACCAUCUGUCGACAACAAAGAGCCCCAGGAAGCAGCACCUGCACUGGAUGUUGAAGCAGCUCUGAGGCAGAUCAGAGAGGAGAACAGAGACCAGAUGAGAGCUUUGGAGAGAAAACACAAAGACAAAAGGGGAAUCAUGUUUGAGAUCCGAUUAGAUAAUGAAAAGCUAAGGGAAGACGAGGAGGAGGAGAAAGAAGAGGAAGGAAGAAAACAGGAUGACCAGGAAGUGGAUCCACUGAAUCGAACUCUGUCCUUCCAGGAAGGAGCACAGCUGAAGCUCAAGGAUUGGCUACAGGGGAGGAGGGGGUGGAGCAACAGGACUCCUCAGACUUUGCUGAACGCGCUCGGCAACAUGGACAUCAACUCAGUCUACAACACGGCGGUCGAGGCUGGACAAGGUGAGGAAGUGGCAGGUCGUAGGCAGUGGAUUGACGAGCCCCCUAACACCCUGCUGAGAGCUCUGGCUCAGGCUGAGCUCACAUCAUCAACUCUAGAUUCAGUGGCCACAGAUUUAGAGACACAGCAGGACGGAACAGAGGAGGAAAUUAACCCGGACAAAGAGGAGGAAAGGGAUGGUGAAGGAGAGGAGGAGUCUGAUGUGGAGAUGGAUGAAGAGCGUCUGGAGCCGAGGUCAGAUGAUGAUGACACGAACUUUGAGGAGUCAGAGGAUGAGCUGAGAGAAGCAGUGGCAGACUCCAUGAGGAACCUGUUUGUCAUGGAGGACACGAGCUCAGACGAAAAGGAGCAGGAACACGAACCACUAGCUGAUAGGAUGGAGGAGGAGAUGGAUGAAGGUGCAGUGAGCUCUGGAGAUCCUCAACAAAUCCAAGCAGAGGUCCAGAAUUCAAGUGAAGAGGCGGGAUCGUUCAAGGUAUUUCCUGCUGAGCCUGAGUCCCACAGACAACAUACCACAGCUUCAAACGAGCAGCCUCAGACUCCUUAACCGCCUGCAAACUUUAACAUUUUGAUUUUGUGAGAGUUGGACAAAAAUGUAAGAGUAACUGGAAUCUGAUAAUAAAAAGUGAUUGUUUUCAUGAUGUGAA
Messenger RNA from Pundamilia nyererei, 2495 nucleotides. Its product is annotated as serine/threonine-protein kinase Nek5. The coding region runs from base 119 to 2395 and encodes 758 amino acids. Lineage: Eukaryota; Metazoa; Chordata; Actinopteri; Cichliformes; Cichlidae. Gene Ontology annotation, molecular function: ATP binding; protein kinase activity. The record is from RefSeq and is a predicted model, not a curated record. The transcript has 21 exons. Gene Ontology annotation, biological process: protein phosphorylation.